GGAGCUAGGGGCUUAAUGGUGGGCUCCUCAGGUGGACAUGAUCUUUUUGAAUUUGACCGAGGUUCUGAUGAAGAAACAUUUGAGAACUUUGGUGAUCAUGAAGCCAGAGAGGAUGAGCUGUUACACAGUUGUGAUUCACAUGGUUCUCUAAAUGAAAGGUUAAUUUUUGUGGAGCCAUCGUCUAAUGGCUUAAAUGGGGAUAAUUUGGAACCAUUUACUGGGAUGAAUUUUCUAUCUUUAGAUGAUGCAAGGGAUUUCUAUUAUGAAUAUGCCAAGCGUACAGGUUUCACCAUACGGACAAAUCGAAUUCGACACUCACUAAAGAACAUGGCUAUAAUAGGUCGGGACUUUGUUUGUUCAAGAGAAGGUUUUCGUGCUGCAAAACAUGCGCUUAGAAAAGACAGGGUUCUUCCACCAAGGCCAAUUACAAGAGAAGGGUGUAAAGCAAUGAUAAGGCUGGCAGCAAGAGAUGGAGGUAAAUGGGUAGUUACAAAAUUUGUCCGAGAGCACAACCACAAGUUAAUGACUAACUGUAAAUUUCCUGGCGAACUACCAAUCGUAAAUAUACUCAGUGAGGUAAUUUUAUUGAUUUGUUGCGUGCUCAAAGUAUGGAGUGGAAGUCCUUGGCAAGGGUUUUGUAAUUAUAAGGGAGUGGCGAAGAACGUAAAGUGCAACCUAUGAAGCACGGAUACCUCUCCAGAGAUGACGUAUAGGUGUUGGACAUGGAUACGUGGCACAAACACGUUCCUGACAUGUGUUGGACAUGCUAGAGAGAGAGUUGGACACAUUGGGACACGUUGCAGACACAUUGGGACAUGCUGGAGACACACUGGGGACAAGCUAAGGAGUAAAAUAGAGUAAAAUAGAGUGAGUUGGUGUGUAUCCAUAAUUAACUCACUCAUUAGUCACACAUUUGGCUGUAAAAUAGAGUGAGUUAAUUAUUGUGACCAUAGAUGUCUGUAAUGUUAUCAAUUACCAGACAUUUUACAUGGCAAUCUUAUGUAUGAGUAGGAAAAAUCUAAUUUUUAAAUAGUUAAUUCAAUUUCUUUUCCUAAUUCACCUCUACUAGUUUAUGUUGAGCCUUUAAAUAGUUUCACUCAAGUUGAACACAAUAUACUUUUGACAUAAGUGUAAAACUGGGAUGCCUGACUUGAUAUUCGUCCCAAAUUUAAGUCAAGUGAUUUUGUAGUUUAACUUGGUGACUUGUUCACUUUACUUACAUGCUUAACUAAGCAACUUGGUGCGUAUCCUCAAAUUGAAUUCAAUUUAAGUUUUGGAGUAUAUGCAUUCAUCAACACGGUACUCAAUUCAAAUAUAUACACAUGUAGAGCAUGAAGUACAUA
This is a messenger RNA of Camellia sinensis, 1343 nucleotides long. NCBI's taxonomy places the organism in Eukaryota, Viridiplantae, Streptophyta, Magnoliopsida, Ericales, Theaceae. The record is from RefSeq and is a predicted model, not a curated record.